Dama dama (fallow deer) is the source of this 7471-nucleotide messenger RNA. It is a transcript of the gene POMK, whose product is annotated as protein O-mannose kinase. The transcript is spliced from 7 exons. The coding region runs from base 1057 to 2109 and encodes 350 amino acids. NCBI's taxonomy places the organism in Eukaryota, Metazoa, Chordata, Mammalia, Artiodactyla, Cervidae. Gene Ontology annotation, molecular function: protein kinase activity; ATP binding; carbohydrate kinase activity. Gene Ontology annotation, biological process: carbohydrate phosphorylation; protein O-linked glycosylation; protein phosphorylation. The record is from RefSeq and is a predicted model, not a curated record. Gene Ontology annotation, cellular component: endoplasmic reticulum membrane.
GCGUUCCGGCCUCCGGCUUUUCCGCAUGCGUAGCGGGAGACGGAGCCCGCGCGGCAGCCUGGCGCUGGUCCUGCCUGGCGCGCUUCCGGCCGCGCAGGCGCAGGAACCCGCGUGCCUGGCCGGGGGAAGGGACCGCAGAUGGGUUUCAGAAGUGCGUGAGGGGACUUCAGGAUCAUCGAAAGGCUGUUGAGGCGCACGGCUGUCAAGCUGACAAAAAGGUUAAAGGGGUAAUGAUGAGAGUCCAGCGCAGACUCGAAGAUGUGAAUGUGUCCUGAGACUGGCAGCCUUGAGCGGCAGGGAAGAAAGCGAUGUCCCUCCAAAAGAAAACAAAGGAAGCUUCAGCCCUUGGGCACGCAUCCAUGUGAUGAAAAUAAAAAGCACGCAUGGGAACUCUGAACCUUCAACAGGUGCCCAAGUCACCUGUGUCAACACAGAUGUCUGGACACCACCUCAGAGUUUCUGAUUCAGAAAGUCCAGGGCGAGGACUCAACAACUUGUGUUUCUCAGAAGUUCCAGAUGCUCCUGAUGCUGCCGGUGCAGGGACCAGAGUUAAGCCGCUGACCCACCCACUUGAGGAUGGGGGUUACUUUUUGGGAGGGAGCAGAACACGACUGCGAGGGGAAAGAAAAGAGAUCCUGUUUGCUGCGGGGAAUAGACUGGAAAAGAGAAAGCAGUGGUAGAGCCCGUGGGAGAGUGUCGCAGAAGCCCAGGUCACCUUCUAAGAAUCAGGCAUUGGGGGAAGACGCUCCGGAGACUGUGAGGCUGGAUUGGUGAACGAACGGCGUCGUAGAGUCCACUGGAGUCCUGGGAGACGCCUGAAGGGAGGGCUCCGGCGGCUGUGAGGGAGACAGAGACAUGGCCGACAGGCCCAGGACUGCCUUCUGCUCGAACCUGCAGUAGAAAGUCGGGGCUCCGGGAGGAGCCGGCAUCGGGCACGCAGCUGCUUCUCUCAAACCCCGAUGCUCACAGCGGCCCCGGGCCCCUCUGUCCUUCCUGAGACAGGCUGGGCUGUGACUGCACCUGUCUCCAUCUGAGGGGCCGUCGGAGCGUAGCGCCAUGGAGACGGGGCCCCCGGAGGGCAGGAAGGGGCCCGCGCCCAGGGAGCUGCCCCCAGUCGUGGGGCUGCUGCUGUCCAUGGCGCUCAUGAACGUCGUCCUCUACCUCUGCCUUGACCGGCUCGUCACCGCGCCCCGGGGCCCCGCGGAGCACCCCGGCCGCUGCCCGCCCGGCCACUUCAGCACGGGGCAGGUGACCACCUGCUCCCCGUGGCUGUCCUGCGAGCAACUGAGGACGGAAGUGAGGCCGCUGAAGCGCGUCGGGGAGGGAGCCGUGAAGACGGUGUUUCUGUCCGAGUGGAAGGAACGCAAGGUGGCCCUGUCGCGGCUCACCAGGCCAGAGGUGAGAGACGAUUUCCUGCACGGGCUGCAGAUGCUGCGGGCGCUGCAGAGCGAGCACGUGGUCACGCUGCUGGGCUACUGUGAGGAUGACAACACCAUCCUCACCGAGUACCACCCCUUGGGCGCCCUGGGCAACCUGGAGGCGACGCUGAGCCUCGCCAAGUACCGCAGCCUGAACACGUGGCAGCACCGGCUGCAGCUGGCCCUGGGCUACGUGGCCGUCCUCGACUUCCUGCACCGCAGCCCCCUGGGCACGCUGGUCAUGUGCGACUCCAGCGACCUGCCCAAGACCCUGUCCCAGUACCUGCUGACCACCAACUUCAGCAUCGUGCUCAACGACCUGGACGCCCUGCCGCUGGUGAACCGCAGCUCCGGGGCCCUGGUGAAGUGCGGCCACCGGGAGCUCCAUGGGGACUUCGUGGCCCCAGAGCAGCUGUGGCCCUUUGGAGAGGACGUGCCCUUCCAGGACGACCUCAUGCCUGCGUAUGACGAGAAGACUGACAUCUGGAAGAUUCCCGACGUCUCCAGUUUCCUUCUGGGGCACGUGGAGGGGAGCGACAUGGUCCGAUUCCACUUGUUUGACAUUCACAAGGCAUGUAAGAGCCAGGUGCCUGCAGAGAGACCCACCGCUCAGGCCGUCCUGGACGCUUACCAGAAGGUUCUGAAUCUACUCAGAGACACCGCGACGUCUCAGACUAGAGAGAUGCUGUGAAAGACAGGGUGGUCGCUGAGGGAUGGGAGUCAGGGGACAGCUGGAAGAGCUGCCCCGGUUUUGCCCUGAUGGAAGGUGUUAGCGGUUCUGCCCCGGGUUCUUCCUCUCCUGACCGCCUGGCGGGAGUUGCUGAGCAAGAGCACAUGGGCUUGCUGUGAGCCUGGCUGCAAGCGAAGGGGGAGAGAAGCAGUGAGUCGGACCAGUAUCUGAAGGAAGUAACAAAAAUGAAGCUACAAAGAGGUGUCCCUAACAGCUGAAUCCAUAGGCUUGUAAGAAAUGUGCGUGGAGAGGUUUUUAAGUGGCAGUGUGGGGAAGAGACAAGCGGUGGUUCUUGCUUUGUCAGCUGAGUAUCUGUGGUGUGCUUCACGGUACCGAGGAGACGUCACUGUGUUUCAGGUGACUGCUCGGGGCCACGCCUGUGUCAUCCACGUCCCAGUGAGCUAGCAUGCAUGCUCUCUGAAACCUUAAGUGGAUAAGGAGCUUUGAAAAUAUCAUGUAUGAUGGAAAUCCCAUCUGUGUUACUACUGCCUCAGAUGGUGCUUGUGAAAUUCCUCUUUACCUUCCAGCUGGAUAUUUAUUCUGUGCUCAACAUUAAUUAUCGUGAACAUUUUACACCAAUAGUGUCUGUCACUCUCAUUAAUGGAAGGCGUUGACAGACUUUCCACUUGAGUUGCAUGAUUGAAUCCUUCAGAAAGCUUUCCUUGGUCUCUGUCAUCCUCAUUUGCAGGGGAGGAAGGAUUUGGUACAUAUUGAUCACUACCAAUAAGGGGGUCAAAGCUGGCAUUGAGGGCAGAAAGGCUGUGUGCAGGCCUCGUGGUCACCGGAAUUACAGAGAGCUGGCCCAGCCCUGCAGUCUCAGACUCAGUGUCUCGGUGGAGUCUCUGCAUUUCUCACUGGUUCCCUGGUGAUGCAGGCAGUGCUGCCGGUCUGGGAACCACAUUUCGAGAACCAUUGUCCUUACCUAUCCAGGCAGUAGACAGGGAGUGUGAUCAGUAUUAUCCUUGUUCUACCUCCCAUGGUGAUUGAGUCCUGGGAGUCCUAUGGUUGGUCAGAGAAUACGCUUGCCCGGAGUAUAUUAACUGCUGCUCUUAGUUAUAAACAUGCUGCCAGAACCCACGAAGAUGGCUGUAAUCAAAAGAAUGGACAGUAACAAAUGUUGGCAAGGAUGUAGAGAAUUGGAGCCUUCAUACGUUGCUGGUAGUAAUAAAAUGGCCCGGCUGCUUUGGGAAACAGUCUGACCAUCCUCAAAAGGUCAAAAAUAGAGUUACUGUGACCCAGCAGUUCCAGUUCCCAGUAUUUACCAAUGAGAAUUGAAAACAUGUCCAUAAAAGAACUUGGACACAAAUAUUCAUAGCAGCACUAUUCAUAAUAGACAAAAGAUGAAGAUGUCCAUCCACUGGUGAAUAGAUAAAAGAAAAUGUGGUCCCUCCCGACAAAGUGGUAACAUUCAGCCAUGAAAGGAGUGUAGCACUUGGUCAUGCUCCAACAUGGAUGAAGGUGCUAAGUGAAAGAAGCCAUCACAAAAGACCACAUGCCGUGUGAUUCCAUUUGUAGGAAAUGUCCAGAAUCGACAAACCCACAGAAACAGAAAAUAGUGGUUUCAGAGGGGCUGGCAGGGGCUUGGACUUGAAGAAUGGUGGGGUGCUUGCUAAUGGAUACAGGGUUUCUUCAGGGGAGAUGAAAAUUUCCAGAAAUGGUGAUGGUUGCACAGCUCUGAAUAUACUAAAUAACACUGAAUUGUAUAAAAGGGGGCAGUUUUAUGGUUUGUGAAUUAUAUCUCAAUAAAGCUGGGAAAAAAAAAAACCCACCUCUGCCACAAGACCAUGUAUCUCUUAUGACCCUUUUUUAUUUGACGAAGUAGUUACCAUGUGGAGCUGCUGAUGUGAUGUUACCCUUUUCAUGUUGUAAUUCUGGAUUGAGGGUUUUCCUUGAUUUUGGGACUUUGCAUUAGAACAAAAUGUUCCGUUUCAAAUGAAUUUCUUUUUAAAUACUGAUGAGAGAGCAAAAAUGGACAGCAUGGCAUUUGGAAAGGACACGGUGCCGGGGUCGGAAGACAUGUGUGAGUAACAGCUCCAGCUCCGCAAGUGACUCACCUGCGGCCUCGGACAAACCGAUUUCCAAGUGAGAGAGUCGGCGAGGCGUUUCCAGCCUCUGCUCCUCCCCUGAGUUCUCCGUGAUGCUUUAUCGUGCCAGUGCCAGGCACCACGCUGGACCUGACCCUUCAGUUUCUACCUUCAGUAGCAACAGAACUGCAAAAUCGUAAGAGGGAAAGAAAGACCCACCUUCCUGCUGUGUAAAAAGAGACUCACUUCCAUUUUAAGAGCACACAUAGGCUCAAAGUAAAGGAAUGGAAAAAGAUAUUCCAUGCACAUGGGAGCCAGAGGAGAGCAGGGGUAGCUACACUUCUUUUAGACAAAACAGGCUUUAAGUCAGAAAGUGCAGUGAGACAGAAUUCAGUAUAUGGUGAUAAAGGGGUCAGUUCAUCAAGAGGGUAUAAAAAUCAUAAAUCUGUAUGCACCCCAAAAUGCAUAUAGAUCUGAUGGGAGAAAUAGACAACAAUACAUUAUAGUUAUUACAAUAAUACCCCACCUUAAUACCCCAAUUUCAACAGUGGACAGAUUAUCCAGACAAAAUCAAGAAGGAAACCUUGGAUUUUUAACUAUAUCUUGGACUAAAUGAACCUAACAGACAUACAUAGAAAAUUCUACCAAACAGCAGCAGAAUACACAUUUUCCUCAAGCACACAUGAAACUUUCUCCAGGACAGAUUAUGCUGUUAGGUCACAAAUAUUAACCAUUUUGAGAAGAUUGAAAUAACAUCAAGCAUCUCAUCCCAUUUUUUUUUUUUUUUAAUUAGUUGAAGGCUAAUUACUUCACAACAUUUCAGUGGGUUUUGUCAUACAUUGAUAUGAAUCAGCCAUAGAUUUACAUGUAUUCCCCAUCCCGAUCCCCCCUCCCACCUCCCUCUCCACCCGAUUCCUCUGGGUCUUCCCAGUGCACCAGGCCCGAGCACUUGUCUCAUGCAUCCCACCUGGGCUCGUGAUCUGUUUCACCAUAGAUAGUAUACAUGCUGUUCUUUUGAAAUAUCCCACCCUCACAUUCUCCCACAGAGUUCAAAAGUCUGUUCUGUAUUUCUGUGUCUCUUUUUCUGUUUUGCAUAUAGGGUUAUCGUUACCAUCUUUCUAAAUUCCAUAUAUAUGUGUUAGUAUGCUGUAAUGUUCUUUAUCUUUCUGGCUUACUUCACUCUGUAUAAGGGGCUCCAGUUUCAUCCAUCUCAUUAGGACUGAUUCAAAUGAAUUCUUUUUAAUGGCUGAGUAAUAUUCCAUGGUGUAUAUGUACCACAGCAUCCUUAUCCAUUCAUCUGCUGAUGGGCAUCUAGGUUGCUUCCAUGUCCUGGCUAUUAUAAACAGUGCUGUGAUGAACAUUGGGGUGCACGUGUCUCUUUCAGAUCUGGUUUCCUCAGUGUGUAUGCCCAGAAGUGGGAUUGCUGGGUCAUAUGGCAGUUCUAUUUCCAGUUUUUUAAGAAAUCUCCACAGUUUUCCAUAGCGGCUGUAUUAGUUUGCAUUCCCACCAACAGUGUAAGAGGGUUCCCUUUUCUCCACACCCUCUCCAGCAUUUAUUGCUUGUAGACUUUUGGAUAGCAGCCAUCCUGACUGGCGUGUAAUGGUACCUCAUUGUGGUUUUGAUUUGCAUUUCUCUGAUAAUGAGUGAUGUUGAGCAUCUUUUCAUGUGUUUGACAUGACUUUUGAAGUAAAUUAUGUGCUUUAAAUGCAUCAAUAAAAAUAAAUCAAUAUCAAAUUCCUAUUUGUCACAGUCGAUACAGUUAAUUUAGAAAACAUACAUAUUUUUUAAACAGAGGACAGGGAACUUGAAGGAGAGAAUCUUAAGUUGAAUCAAGCAGGACAAAAGUGAAGAGAUUCAACCUUAAAAGGAUGUUCAUUUCCUCUAGAUAAAACCUGGCUUGCUAAAAUGACUCAACAAUGAAUUAUCCACAUUUUGGGUUAUUGAGGACAAAAUUUAAAACACACAACACAUCUCUCUUUACUGUUUAGCAUACUUCUAUCCAGGCUCUCAUCAUUAGUUGGUAUACACAAAAAGCAUGAGUGUAAUCUCAACUAUAAUCUAAAUUCGGUCAGAAGUUGCAGUUGAACUUCAUUUCCUCAGCCUGAAGUUUCAAGGGGAGCACUUAUACACCUACCCUCCUCAUGAGAAGCGAGAUUUACCUAACGGGUGAGUUUGGGAGAAGGAACUAAGAAGUGCUUGCCUGGUUCCCAAUCUCUUCUUUGAAAAGAUGCAUGUGUGCACAGCACCGUGACCUUGGGUAUGUGGUAGGCAGCUCGCCCCUGGGACGGGGGUCAAGCCUUUGCUUCCUCCUCUUAGGCCUGUGUCUGCUUGGGCAGGUCUCUGACUUGGGAUGAAGUGCUUGGAGGCCCGCUGUGACUGCGCAGCUAGAGCACGUCCUCCAGGUUCAUAGCUCUCAAGUACGCACCGUAGCUCCAGUGCUGUCGAAGAAACCUUAGAUUGCUCUUCUUGGUCAAGUAAGUCUCCACGCUGUCAUUUGAACGGUGUGGAACUGACGUAGAAAACCCUACGUUUGCUUUUGAAAUAAGAUUUGCAUUGAACCCUGAAGUAGGAUUGAAAUUUCCAACAGAAGAGGGCUCCAGGACUAGUGUGCUGCUAGGAGUGCUGAGUAAAGAUCUCUUCUGCUGUUUCUCCACCUCAAGUUUGGUGCUGAUCUCUGCCAGGCUCUCAUUAGUCCAGGAUAUCUUAUUACUCAUUUUUCUUAGGGUGCCCUCUAGCAGUGAUUAUCUAGUCAGCUUUCACUUCCUACUAAUCUCAGGAACCUGGCUCUAUAAAAAUUAGGCUUCAGACACAAAUUAAUGGACUGAAUAUAUUUUCUGUGAUUCUGGGUUUUGACUUAGUUGUCUAGUUUCUUUUCCAAGGACUUUCUUUUAGUUUCUCUAGGUAGUGUUGCUUAUAUUUUUCCAACUCUGCUUUAUUAGAAUCUUCAAAAGUUUGCAUCUUGGAGAGUUCAGAUCCCAAGUCUUUAAUUCUCAGUUCCAUCUGACUUCUUAUGGAAGCAAUAUGCUCCUCUUGGAACUGCUGCAAAUUUUCCUCAGAUGCUGCUUGUAUUUCGGAACCCAAAGUGUAGGGUAGGAAAAUCAGGAUAUUGUCACCGUCUUCAAAUUAAAAACAAUAAGCAGCCAGGUGGCGGCAGGACGCACGCACCGGCCAAGCCCACCGCUGGAGCCCCCCGGGCAUUCUCUGGGCGCCCCGUCGGACCCACGCGGAGGGGGCCCAGGAUCGACCGCCAGCUGCGUGCCCCUCAGGCCAGAUGGUGACCGCCUGCCCUCCCGGCUCCC